AACAAAAAGAUUCUACUGCCUCUUUAAGAGGAACCACCUCCCCCGAGCCUCCUCCUUCUUGUCAACCCAACCGUUUUAUGCAAAUAAGGCGUAGCGAGCGUGCCGCCGGCCAAUCAGCGACGGGCUCCAACCGCGGGAGAUCUAAAUUUCGCGCGACGAAGUUUGGCGCUAAAAAGUCGAGCUUGUUCUCGUUGAAUGGAGAAAGGGAGCCUGGUGACUUCGGGGCGGACUGGGUCACACGCUGACGCACUGAAGGGCUGAAAAAAAAGACGGAAGCACAGCUUCGCGGACCCUCGGUGGUCUUUUGAGCGAGCCCAUGGACCUUUAAACACACUUUGGUGAACUUAGUUGUACAUUCGAAGCCAUGUUUGUUGGCUUGCGAGACGAGUUUUUGUGCACUUAACAGGACUCGUUCGCCUUUUGACUGACGUCACCACUCGGAACCAAACCGUUGUUGUUUCUUGCAUGUUACUUUGUAUGCUAUUUGACUUUUAGAACGCGUUUUAAGUCUAAAUCUAUAUUAUUUUGGAUUGGCAUUUGUUUGUUGAUCGUAUCAUUGGCAUUCAUUUUGAAACGGGUCCUCUUUGCGGUACAAUGAUGCGCCUGCCCAAAGGCGUCUCCCCCGCGUCGGGACUUCCGUGCAGUCAACCCAAAAUGAAGCUUGCGGCCGGCGAGUUCUUCAGCACUGGCCUGUCCAGCCCGCCCCUGAGCGCGGUACCGGUGGGCUACUUCAGCCAGAUCUGCCCUAACACCGCCGUGGUGGAACAAAGAGUGCACAGCCUCUACUCGACCCCCCACGGACCUGACCAAAAGCCCAUUAGAUCGACCACCGGACGGCUGCCGGCCAAAAGGAAGUUGGAUCUUGAAGAUCCGGUUUUCCUCCCCGAAUUCUGUACCCCAAAAGGCAAAGGUGGCAUUGCAGCAAGUCCAAGAACUCCAAAGUCACCGGGCGAGCGGACGAGGUACGACACCUCGCUGGGCCUGCUGACCAAGAAGUUUGUCGGCCUCAUCGCCGAGUCGCCCGAUGGCGUCCUGGACCUGAACUGGGCCACGGAGGUGCUGGAGGUCCAAAAGAGGCGGAUCUACGACAUCACCAAUGUUCUGGAGGGAGUCCAGCUCAUCCGGAAAAAGUCAAAGAACAACAUCCAGUGGCUGGUUGGAGAUGUGUUUGAAGGCGGCACCAGCGGAGGAGGGAAGGCCCGAGCGUUGCAGAAAGAACUCAAAGACUUGGAACGAGCCGAGCAAUCGCUGGACGAGCUCAUCCACUGCAGCAGCGCGCAGCUCAAACAGCUCACCGAGCACAAAGACAACCAAAGGCUGGGCUACGUGACGUACCAAGACAUCCGCUUCAUCGGCAGCUUCCGAGAGGAGACGGUGAUUGCCGUCAAGGCACCCUCCGAGACCCAACUGGAAGUGCCAGACGUGUCGGGGGGCUCGUUACAGAUCUAUUUGAAGAGUAAGAAUGGUCCCAUAGAAGUGUACCUGUGUCCAGAGGAGGGUCUCGAAAAUGCCAGUGCGGUUAAAAGCUCGGUCACACCAGAAAAGCCCACUGCAGCACCAGCGAGCCUCAGCAGCAACAAAGAAGAGUCUGUUGAAGCGUGCAUGUCCACAGCGGCCGCUUCAACCUCCUCUUCGUCCACUCUGCUGGAUGUGGAGCAUCUGCUGAGUUUGCCUCCCAGCUUGCUUCAGAUGACCGAAGACCAACUACCUGGCACGUCCUUCCCCACCGACCCCAGCGAAGGUGGCGGCACCCCCUUCGUCAGCUUCUCCCCACAUCUGGACCAUAGCGACUACCUCUGGAGCCUGGAGGAUGGCGAGGGUGUGUCCGAAUUCUUCAACACGUACGACCUCAAUGAUCUCUUGUAAAGGUGACGGAACUUUUGGGAAAAACAAAAAAUGACAGUAUGAAGCCCUGUUUGCCCCGCUCCUCCAAAAAGUCUUGUGGAGAUGCGAUAAGUUGGUUGGUAUGUGGUGAAGUCCUGCUAAAAAUCAGACCAAAAGGCUAUGAAAGAAAUGUAUGGCUCAUACGUUGCACUUACAGGCCAGAACAUGACGUACACAUCUUAAAUUUCGGUCAUAUUUUUAUGAAGUAACAUGACGAUUUUGGAGUUGUUGAGGCUUUCCUAAAUAGAUCCUCUGAGGUUUCAUUUGUGCUCUUAAACUUGAAUGGCGGACAGGAUGCGAUGUUUUUCUUGCUAGCCAUAUAUGAACCAUAGGUGAUGCCAAAAUUUGAAACGAAGCCAAUUAAUAUGGCAUUUUUUACUGAAAAGGCAUAAAAAAAAUCAA
Hippocampus comes (tiger tail seahorse) is the source of this 2286-nucleotide messenger RNA. RefSeq names its product E2F transcription factor 2 (gene e2f2). NCBI's taxonomy places the organism in Eukaryota, Metazoa, Chordata, Actinopteri, Syngnathiformes, Syngnathidae. Gene Ontology annotation, biological process: regulation of transcription by RNA polymerase II. Gene Ontology annotation, cellular component: RNA polymerase II transcription regulator complex. The transcript has 7 exons. Gene Ontology annotation, molecular function: RNA polymerase II cis-regulatory region sequence-specific DNA binding; DNA-binding transcription factor activity, RNA polymerase II-specific; protein dimerization activity. The record is from RefSeq and is a predicted model, not a curated record. Bases 595 to 1866 code for a protein of 423 amino acids.